CCCGAAAGCAAAGUUUGUGGCCGAACAAAAUCACAUCAAAAUACUACACAGCAAUCUUCAUCAUUUAAUACACCAAAACCGGGGUUGCCUCCGUUGUCUUUGCAUCGACCAUGUUUAAGAAUUUGAUAAACAAACACAAAGACAAACUCAAAGCGAAGCCGGAAGGCGAGGGAGCUGUUGCCGAGCCGGCCGAUGGAGACGGCAAGAAGAAGACAAAAAAGAGCUUUUUCAAGGUUGUAAAAGAAAUGCAGGCCGCCGAGAAGGCCAAAGAAAAAUCGCAAGAUGCCGAAGAUUCGAAGCCCAAAGCGAAGGCCGAUAAGAAGGAAAAAGAUGCCGAUUCGAAACCGGCGAAGAAAACCAAGGAAACAACCAAAGCCACCGCUACCAAAGCCAAAAGCAAGGAAACAACCAAAGCCACCGCUACCAAAACCAAGGAAGCAACCAAGGAAGCAACCAAGGCUACCACUACCAAAACCACUAAAACUGCCAAGGUCACGAAGACCAAAUCAACCGAUAAAGAUUCCGAUUCCAAAGACGGGCAGUCAACAGCCUCAAAGGACCGUAAAGACAAACUGAAGAAAGAGAAAUCCAAAAAACUGACGACCAAAGCUAAGAGCGAAACCAAUAUAGCAGAUAAGACAAAGGCAAAACCGAAAAAGACUCUCAAAAAGGCGGAAACGGAACGAUUAAAGCCGGUGCCCGAAUCCGAUUCUCUAGACAAGAAGGUUUCGUUUGACGGACCGGUAAAGAAAAGCGCAAGCGCCGACGGUGCUAGUGCGAAACCGGCUCUGAAGAAGAACAAGAGCAAGGCCAAGCUCGAAAAGCAGAAAUCCAUCAAGAAAAAGAAAACCGAUGCCGCAUCCGUGGCAUCCGCCGAGGACGAGGGCGCAAAGCCGGUUCACGCCGAUGGGGAAAAGGAACGACCCAAGAAAAAAUCAGCAAAGAGCUCUCGAAAUCUACUUGCCGGGGGUGCUACCGAGAGCAAAUCGGCGAAGGGCUCUUCUCGCAAGCUGGCGAGUUCUAGAAAUCUAGCCGGUGAUGCUACAAAGAAGAAGGCUUCUUCUCGGAAACUUGCCAGUUCAAGAAACCUAACGGGUGAUGCUUCGAAGAAAAAGAGUUCUCGAAAGCUUACCAGUUCCGGAAACAGCACACGACGAAAGAAGGUCGGUACUGUUUCUGACGACAGUGACAAGGUCAAGGAUGCUACUUCGCUGCCCGAAGCAUUAGAACCCAUUUCGGAGCCCGAGAAGAUGGAACCCAUUUCAGAGGCUAACAGCACCGAAAGAACGGUCAGAACAAGAAACCUUUCGAAGUCCGAGACGGAGUCUGCUGAAACCUCGGAGGACGGAAAGGGCGAAUCAAAUGAUCCCGGACCAGAAACAUCCGAGCCCGACGCGGCCAUCGACGAAAAAAUCAAGGACGAAGAAGAACCAAAAGCGGAGAGUGCCGAAACAGAAGAGGCUGCUCCCACAGAUGACGAAGAACAAGCAGUGGAGACCGCCGAGACAGAAGACGAGCCAGCCAAGGAAGAAGAACUGCCCGAAGCCCAGACAGAGGAGGUUGCGAAAACCGCUCAGGCUGAAGAGGAACCAGCAGUAGAAAGUGCCGAGACAGAAGAAGAACCGGCCGAGGAAAAAGAAGAACCAGCUGAAGCCGAGGCAGGAGAGGCACCAGGAGAAGCCGCGACAGAGGAGAUCGUAGAAACCGCCGAGGCUGAAGAAGAACCAGCAGAGGAAAUUGCGGAAACAGAAGAAGAACCAGCCAAAGCCGAGACAGAGGAAGUCGCAGAAACCGNGAAACCGCCGAGGCUGAAGAAGAACCAGCAGAGGAAAUUGCGGAAACAGAAGAAGAACCAGCCAAAGCCGAGACAGAGGAAGUCGCAGAAACCGCUAAGGCUGAAGAAGAACCAGCUGAGGAUGCUAAAACAGAAGAGGAACAAGCCGAGGAAGGAGUAGAACCAGCCGAAACAGAGACUGAAGAGGUUGCAGAAGUCACUCAGGCCGAAGAAGAACCAGAGGUGGAAAGUGCCGAAGCAGAGGAUGAAGCAUCUGAUGAAAAGGAACUUACCGAGGCUGAUACAGAAGAGGUGGCUGAAGCUACCCAUGUAGAAGAGCCAGAAGUGGAAAGUCCCGAGACCGAAGAUGAGCAAGAAGAGACUAGGCAAGAAGAACCAGCUGAGGUCGAGACAGAAGAGGCUACAGAGCCCAAACAGGCCGAGGAAGAACCAGAGGUGGAAAGUGCCGAGGUAGAGGAUGAAACAGCUGAGGAGGAGGAAGAACCGGCUGAACCCGAGACAGAAGAGACUGCAGAACCGACACAGGUUGAGGAAAAACCACAAGCGGAAAGUGCCGUGACAGAGGAUGAAGCAGCCGAGGAAGAGGAAGAACCGACUGAAGCUGAGACAAAGGAGGUUGCUGAAGCCACCGAGGGUGCAGAAGAAAGUGCUGAGGCUGAGGAUGAAGCAGCUGAGGACGAAGUAAAAUCAGCUGAGGCCGAGACAGAAGAGGUUACUGAAACCACCCAGGAUGCAGAAGAAUUAGCAGUGGAAAGUGCAGACACUGCAGAUGAACMAGCUGAAGAACAGGAAGAACCAGAGGAACCUGAGACAGAAGAGGUGAAAGACACUGAUGAUGCCAAAGAAGUACCAGUAGUGGACAGUGUUGAUACUGGAGAUAAAGCAGCUGAUGAUGAAGAAAAACAAGCCGAAACCGAGACAGAAGAGGUCCAAGACGCUGCUGAUGCUAAAGAAGAACCAACAGGGGAAAGUGAAAAACCAACAGAGGACGAGACAGAAGAGACGGAAGAGACGGAAGAAGCCACACAGGCGGAAGAAGCACCAGAAGUGGAAAGUGCGCACACUCAAGACGAACCAGCUGAGACUGAAACAGAGGAGGUCGAAGACCCUGCUGAAGCUGAAGAAGAACCAGAAGUGAAAAGUGCCGAAGCAGAAGAAAAACCAGCUGAGACAGAGCAAGAAUCUGUGGCAGCUGAUGAAGAACCAGAAGUUCAAAGUGCUGAAGCAGAAGAUGAAUCACCUACUGCCAAACAAGACGAACCAGCCGAGGCCGAGACAGAGACAGAGGAGGUUGUAGAAGUCACUCAGGAAGAAAAAGAAGAAUCAAAACUUGAAACCACUUCGAAAGAAGACAAAGCUGAGGAGCCUGUCUCAAAGGAAUUAGAGUAUAUGGUCGCGGAGUACGAUACAUUGUCAGCGGAAAAUAUGCAACUACGAAGACAGGUGACAUAUCUCGAGAACCAGCAUCAAUCAACGCUCGCAAGUCAUGCUGUAGAAUGCAGAAAAUUAAAUGCAAUAGCCAAUACAGCUUUGGCAAGCCUGAAGGAAUCUUCUUUUUCGAAGAGCAUUUCCGAAGAAGCUGUUCUUGCAUUGGAGAAGACCGUUAUAAAAUUGAAAAAUACGUUAUCAGAAAAAGAUGAUACCAUUAAGGAUCUCAAGCGAGAACUGGAUAAAUUUCGGGAAGGAGACUUAAAGAAACUUGACGAACUGUCAGAGUCAGUUGAAGACGAAGCGUACGCAAUUUCUGAUCGUGAUGAAGAGAAACAAUAGUUGGAAUUUUCUAGAUGACAAGUCCUGAGUGUAUACUUUACAUGGUUUGUUGAUCAAACAUUUUAUGUUAAAAAACUAGAUCCUGUUUAAUAAAAUUAACGCUACUUG
Molecule: messenger RNA, 3673 nt
Organism: Pseudo-nitzschia multistriata
Lineage: Eukaryota; Bacillariophyta; Bacillariophyceae; Bacillariales; Bacillariaceae
Source: the annotation of a GenBank genome assembly